Messenger RNA from Oppiella nova, 594 nucleotides. The record is from the annotation of a GenBank genome assembly. Lineage: Eukaryota; Metazoa; Arthropoda; Arachnida; Sarcoptiformes; Oppiidae.
AUGUUUAAGUUGACUGCUUUGCUGGCUAUCAUCGCCUGCUCCUCGGCCCAAGUGCUCCGAUUCAGUCCACUCACACUGGGCUCGACCAACGCCGCCGAGUUGCAGACCAUUCAGCUGACAGCUCCGGCACCCCGGGGACUAGCGUUGGCCAGACCCGCGGUGCACGGCCUGCACGGCGUGCGAGCCAUCGCCGCCCCGGCCGCCCUCCACGCGGCGCCCAUUGCCAUCGCCCCUCAGCCCAUCGCCAUCGCCGCCUCACCCCUGGCCAGACAGGCCGUGUUCGCCCGACAGGCCAUUCACGCCAUCCCCCAGCCAGCCAUCGCUCUCCGCGAGGAGACGCCCGAGCCCUACACCUAUGCGUUCACUUCCGUCGACGAGUUCGGUACCCAACUGUCCCGUCAAGAGCAGGCCGAUGGUAGCGGCGCCGUCACCGGCUCCUACAGCCUUUCCGACCCCGAUGGUCGCCAGCGUAUCGUGGAGUACAUCGCCGACGCCGCCGGCUUCCGGGCCACCGUCAGGACCAACGAGCCGGGCACUGCCAACGCCAACCCCGCCGACGUCCAGAUCCACUCGACCGCACCCACCCGACGAUAG